CUCUAUUCAGUGCGGUACGGUAGACUUUGCGGAAACAGUGUUCCUUCUUUUUCUGCAGCUUUUCUUGCACAGUUGCAUUAAUCACAGCUCUUCGGAAAGGUUGGCAGCAAGUUGAAGAAAUCUGGGAAGCAUGUCUGCGCUCAACAGAAGGAUCGUUAACACUGCGUCGGCCCCGGCUGCCAUCGGCCCAUACAGCCAGGCGGUGAUCGUGGACAGAACCAUGUACAUCUCCGGUCAGCUGGGGAUGGACGUCGCCUCCGGGAAGCUGGUAGAUGGAGGAGUGCAGGCUCAGGCCAAACAGGCACUCAUCAAUAUUGGGGAGAUCCUUAUAGCUGCCGGCUGCGACUACAGCAACGUGGUGAAGACUACUGUGUUACUCGCAGAUAUAAAUGACUUCAACAACGUCAAUGAGGUCUACAAGACAUUUUUCAGCAGUAAGUUUCCUGCCAGAGCUGCCUACCAAGUCGCUGCUCUCCCCAGAGUGAGUGUUAACCACGGCUUUACACACCUUUAGCACUGUAUUACAUUAUGACACAC
This is a messenger RNA of Pundamilia nyererei, 537 nucleotides long. RefSeq names its product ribonuclease UK114-like. Bases 131 to 514 code for a protein of 127 amino acids. Lineage: Eukaryota; Metazoa; Chordata; Actinopteri; Cichliformes; Cichlidae. Gene Ontology annotation, molecular function: deaminase activity. The transcript is spliced from 5 exons. The record is from RefSeq and is a predicted model, not a curated record. Gene Ontology annotation, cellular component: cytosol; mitochondrion.